AUGGAGAAGAAGCCGCCGCCGCCGCAGCAUGUGCAGCUCUCGCAGCAGCGGACGCGCUGGCUUCUGCCGCUGCUCGCUUCCCUCUUCCUCUCCUCGCUGCUGAUCUCCGCCUCCACCUUCUCCUCCCCUUCUUCUUCUUCCUCCGUCGCGCCCAUCUCCUCCUCAUACGGCGGUGGCGGGGGCGGCGACCGCGGUGGGCACUCCCCGCUCUUCGUGGAGGACGAGCUCCGGGCUUCCCCCAGACGAGCCCCUCCCGGCUCCGAGAUCCCCCGGAUCGCCUACCUCAUCUCCGGCUCGGCCGGCGACGGCGAGAGCCUCCGGCGGGUCCUCCGGGCGCUGUACCAUCCCCUGAACACCUACGCCGUCCACCUCGACCUCGAGGCCUCCGCCGCCGAGCGGAUGGAGCUCGCCGCCGCCGUGCGGGACGAUCCCGUCUACGCCCGGUUCGGGAAUGUCCGGGUGAUCGUGAAGGCCAAUCUGGUCACGUACCGGGGCCCCACCAUGGUGGCGAACACCCUCCAUGCCGCCGCUGUCCUGCUUAGGGAGGGCGGCGACUGGGACUGGUUCGUCAACCUCAGUGCUUCCGACUACCCCCUCGUCACCCAGGAUGGUAAGUCAAUGGAAUGUCCCCCAGCUCCCCCCUUCUCCCUUCAUCGUUUUCCUUAAAAGCGCACUUCUUUACAAAACUCCGACGAUCUUCUCGAGCAGAUCUCCUCUACGCGCUGUCGGGCUACCCGAGGCACCUCAACUUCAUCGACCACACGAGCGACAUCGGCUGGAAGGAGUGCGCCCUCGCCCUCGCCCUCGCCCUUGCCCUCGCCCACGACCUCCUGCAGCGAGCUUCCCAUCUGAUCUGACGAGGUGAUUGUCGACUGGCCCCGCAGGUUCCACAGGGCGAAACCCAUAAUCAUCGAUCCCGGCCUGCACAGCUCGCAGAAGUCCGAUGUGUUCUGGGUCACGGAGAGGAGGACCCUGCCCUCGGCCUUCAAGCUCUUCACUGGUGAGUCACCUGUAGCCCAGGCUUGCUUCCUGUGACGGUAGACAAUGGAUCCGAUCUCUGAGAGGCUACACCGCCCACUCGCGACUCGAGAUCGAUCCCUCCCCGCAAAUCCAUUCGAACUGGUCGGGCGCUCUGGGGGUGGAGCUUUCGAGCUAUUUCUGUGAAGAUUUGACUCUUCACCGCUGUCCUCCGAAGAAGCCGCGGGGGACAGAUGAUUGGGCGGCGUCCCCCGUUCAGUUCUGCCGAUCUUGGAUGGGAGAUCGGCGAGCGACCGUGAUGGACGCCUUGAGAACUUCGGCGACAUCACUGGGCUCGCCGUCCAUCAUAUGUUAAUUGUCUCAGUCUUCUCUGAAGCGGGCUCCGUCGAGGAUCCCCGGCAGGGAUGGUACUCGCAGAGCGCUCGGCGGUUUGCUCCCGAGGAAGGGCUCAAUUCAUGGUUGUGGUGGUGAUGGUCGCAGGGUCGGCGUGGAUGAUGCUGAGUCGGGAGUUCAUGGAGUUCUGCCUUUGGGGGUGGGACAACCUCCCCCGGACGCUGCUCAUGUACUACGCCAACUUCCUCUCCUCCCCGGAGGGCUACUUCCACACGGUUAUCUGCAACGCGGGCGACUUCCGCAACACGACGGUCAACCACGACCUCCACUACAUCUCCUGGGACAACCCCCCCCGGCAGCACCCGCACUUCCUCGAGCUCGCCGACCUGUCCAGGAUGAUCGCCAGCAACGCCCCCUUCGCGAGAAAGUUCCCUAGGGACGCCCCCGUUCUCGACAAGAUCGACGCCGACCUGCUCCGCCGUCGCCGGCCGGGGGGCUUCCCCCACGGCGGCUGGUGGUCCUCCGGCAACGGCACCGGCACCGACCUGCCGUUCCUUUCUCCGCCGGCGGGGGCUGCCGACCUCAGCCCCGGCCCCGGCGCCGGGAGAGUGAAGAAGCUGAUAGAUGAGCUACUCUCCGCGGAAGGCUUCGAAGACGGCCACUGCCGAUGA
Molecule: messenger RNA, 1982 nt
Organism: Spirodela intermedia
Lineage: Eukaryota; Viridiplantae; Streptophyta; Magnoliopsida; Alismatales; Araceae
Source: the annotation of a GenBank genome assembly